This is a messenger RNA of Rhinocladiella mackenziei CBS 650.93, 354 nucleotides long. RefSeq names its product 60S ribosomal protein L34-B. The record is from RefSeq and is a predicted model, not a curated record. The transcript is spliced from 3 exons. Gene Ontology annotation, biological process: translation. Lineage: Eukaryota; Fungi; Ascomycota; Eurotiomycetes; Chaetothyriales; Herpotrichiellaceae. Gene Ontology annotation, molecular function: structural constituent of ribosome. The coding region runs from base 1 to 354 and encodes 117 amino acids. Gene Ontology annotation, cellular component: ribosome.
AUGGCAGGCGUCAGACUCCAGUACCGCCGGCGAAACCCUUACAACACCAGCUCAAACAACGUCCGUGUCAUCAAGACUCCUGGUGGCAAACUCCGAUAUCUACACGUCAAAAAGCGAGGAACUGCUCCCAAAUGUGGUGAUUGUGGAAUCAAACUCCCGGGUAUCCCAGCGCUCCGACCCCGAAAAUAUGCUACUACGUCAAGACCUAAAAAGACCGUGCAGCGCGCCUAUGGCGGAUCCAGAUGCAGCAACUGCGUGCGAGACCGGAUCGUACGAGCUUUCUUGAUUGAAGAGCAGAAGAUCGUUAAGAAGGUGCUGAAGGAGACCCAGGAGAAGAAGACAGGGAAGAAAUAA